Xyrichtys novacula (pearly razorfish) is the source of this 2462-nucleotide messenger RNA. The record is from the annotation of a GenBank genome assembly. Lineage: Eukaryota; Metazoa; Chordata; Actinopteri; Labriformes; Labridae.
AUGUCCGGGAACGGGUUGGUAUCCAGUAUCAGGAGGUUGAUAAACGCCAACGAGCAGCAGAGAGCUCCGGUAAGUUUGUAUGAUAAGCGUUGGUUUGGCUAGCUAACUGUGCUAAAUGCUAAUAAAGCUAUAUAACGUAAGGUGUCUGAGUGCGGCCGAUAUCCGAUACCGAUGCUAAUGCUAUUGUUGAAUAAAAGAACUGUAUACCUUGCCCUGUGAGUGAAGGCAUCAGGCUUGAUAUUAGCCUUGUUAAAAAAAAAAGUUAACAAAUUAACACAGCUAUAAGUAACUAAUAUUAUUUAUUAACAAAUAACAACUUGCACAUUAGCACACAGCAAAAAUAAGUAGCUAAGACUUCCAUGUAUUACAUUGGAAUGCUGGAUCGGCAUUAUUCAUCCGAUAUCCGAUCCAGUUAAUUUGUCAAUAUCAGAGCUGAUAUCUGAUCCAAAUAUCGGACCAGUGCAUUCUUAUUUUUACAGUUAAACUCCUUUGUCUUUGUCUACCCCUGUCCAACAGAAAUAAGCUUUUUACUCAAUGCAAAAUUAGAUUCCUUUCAGAAAUGUAGUUUUAUCUAAUUUGGAUGUUUGUUUUGUUCCUGGUAGGGUCCAUUCCAUCAGCUAGGCCAACAGAUGGUUGAUGUCUUGGGAGAUGGAGGGAUCCUGAAAAAGGUGAUCCAGCCUGGUGAGGGUCCACCUGUCCCCCAGAAUGCUUCAGUACUGAGUAUGUAUGAAUUCAGCUUAAGUGUGAACAACCAGGUGAAGUUAUUUGUCGAGCUGGUUUGGAUUUGUUCUCAUUUUCUUUCUCUACAGUGCAUUACUCUGGUUACCUGGAGUACGCUGAUCGUCCAUUUGAAACUACCACACACCACAAGUACCCUCAAAUGCUGAAGUUAGGGAGAGGUCUGUGAUUCAGUCUUCAUUCGCCUGUUAUAAUUUUAUGUAUUUUGGCCUAUAGAGAGAUCAUGCACCUUGAAUGAUAUUAAAGUCUGAAUAUUUAAAGAACUGGACUUAUUGUUCAAACAGAAUUGACACUGACCGGGCUGGAGCUGGGUCUGUUGACCAUGCAGAAAGGAGAAUUCUCCCGUUUCCUCUUCCAACCACAGUACGCUUACGGGGAGCUGGGUUGUCCCCGGCUGAUUCCCGGUGCAGCUACAGUGCUGUAUGAAGUUCAUGUCCUUGAUUUCUUUGACUCGGGGCAAGUGGACAACUUUGUUGGGAUGAGUCCAGUGAGUGGCCUGUUGCUUUCUCAGUCUGAAAUAGCACUGACAUGUCAGAACAUUGAUGUUCACUUGAUUGCAAAUGCUUUUGUAACAGCAUCAAUAUAGAAAUUUCUCUUAGAUUCUGAAUAUAUUUGAAAUUUUUACAGGUGUGCAUUUUUGUUUAUUCACAUCCCUUUCUACUUUCACUCUGCAGGAGGAGCAGAACACUUGGCCUCUGUCCACCCUUCUUGAAGUUGUUACCACAGUGCGCAGCUUUGGCAACCGCUUCUUCAAGCAGAGCCGCUUUGAAUAUGCCAAAGAUCGCUAUAAACAGGUAAGUGAGUUAGUAAGACACUCUACACACAAACACCAUGCUGUUUUUUGUUCAGUUUUGAUUCACUAACUUGAUUAAUUGAUUGGUAUUUCUGGUAAAGUUAAAAUGUGUUUAAUACUAGAUCCUGUGACUUUUGGGAACAGGGCAUGACGCUUUUGGGGAACAGGGACGUGCAAAAUGAUGCAGAGAUGGAGAAGAUCAAAAAAGCUCUGCUUCCUCUCUAUCUGAACCUGUCUCUCACUGAGCUCCGCUUGGAAAGGCCGCACAAAGCCCUAAAGUACAGCAACAAAGCCUUGGAGAUAGACUCCAAGAACACAAAGGCUCUUUUCCGCUGUGGACAGGUCAGUUUGGGAUUUGCUCUUAUGUACUACCUAAUCGUUGGAUAGGAAUCCAGAGGCCUUUUCAAUGUAUGCCAGCAAUUUUCAAACUUUGUUUUGAUUCCAUAUAUACACUCAGUGAGCAAUGGGGUCAAAGGUCACUCUUCCCUCUCCCUUUGGGUUAAACAUGCGGGUAAUUGUUCACACUACAGAGAACAAUUAGUCCAUUAUUUGGAAUGAUGUAAUCUCCACCCCGUCAGGCGUAUCUGGAGCUGCAUGAGUACGAGAGUGCGCAGAAUUGCCUCAUAACUGCCCAAGAAAAGAGACCCUUUGACUUUGACAUCAACAACCUGCUGAGAAAGGUGGCAAUGUAAGUCUUUUCUGUUUUCAUUCAUACAUACAUGAGAAGCUUAGAAUGAGUCUGUUUGGCGCAGUUCUUGCUUUAAAUUCUGUCUUUUUUUAUAGUUUAAAUUGGCAGACCCACUUUAGGCCACAAUGGUUGUUGUAGAUAAAACAUGCAUUUGAAUGUCUUUCAUGUUUCAGGUGCCAUAAAGACAGCUUGGACAAACAGAAAGAUUUGUACUCCAAGAUGUUCAGACACUUGAGGAACUAG